AUGAUGAUGAUUCGGCGUCGUACUGUAACAUCGAGCAUGUACUUUCAUAUAGAACUGAGCUGUGCCUUUUAUAUUCAUCAAGAGAUGGGAAAGGAAAGGCGACAAAAGUUAAUGCUGUUUUUCUACGAGCUACUCAAAAAAGCACCAGAAACUCCUCCUCUUCCGAUUGUGAAGAAACAGAUCUUCGUUUUGAAAGUGACAGGCGUCUUUGCCGAGGAGACACCAAUAACAGUACAGUGUGAAAGUGACAGCACCGCCAAGACAAUCAUCCAGCAGGUGCUACUGAACGCUGGAAAGAACGUUGAUCAAGUAGAUGAGUAUGCUCUGAUUGAAGAAUCUUCACAGUCCACAUCUGGAGAGGAGCCCGUGGAACAAAGG
Cylicostephanus goldi is the source of this 378-nucleotide messenger RNA. The record is from the annotation of a GenBank genome assembly. Lineage: Eukaryota; Metazoa; Nematoda; Chromadorea; Rhabditida; Strongylidae.